Polyodon spathula (Mississippi paddlefish) is the source of this 609-nucleotide messenger RNA. Its product is annotated as ubiquitin-like protein 4A-B. The transcript is spliced from 4 exons. Lineage: Eukaryota; Metazoa; Chordata; Actinopteri; Acipenseriformes; Polyodontidae. The record is from RefSeq and is a predicted model, not a curated record. Bases 1 to 525 code for a protein of 174 amino acids.
AUGCACGCUGGACCCACGCUUGCAGCCGCGGUUUCGGGUGUUGCGUGGUUCCUCCGGCUUCUCAAACGAGACUGUCAGACCGUGGACGGUGAAAGCCCUCGCUUCGAAGCCCUCACCAGCCUUGCUCACACACUCUUCUUAAAGGAGUUGGUUCUCAGAAGCUGCCUCGCUGAACGGCUGCCCGUUGUUUCUGUUGGGAUCGGGCAAGUCAGCGGCUGUUUGCUAACAGAACAUAAAGCAUCACAGAGUGGGCUGAACUGCGAUGCUGCAAACCAGAGCACUUUAAAAUAUGGACCUUCCAAGCUCAGGUCUGUGAGGUUGAGAAGGUCUCCACAGUCUGGAGUCUGGUCUCUGAGAAGCUCAACAUACCUGUCAAUCAACAGGGACUCCUCUACAAAGGCAAGGCGCUGGCAGGAUUACGAGCGGGGCCUGCGCUUGUUGAGUCUGGAUGAUAUGGAGCGGCUGGCAACCCGCAUGCUUCACCCUGAGGCUGUGGAGUGCAUGGAGCUAUCCCUCCUGGACUGAGGAAUACUGCUGCUGCCCGCUGCCCUCUCCCCCUCUGCACUCUCUCCUCGCCCCUCGCCUCUCUGCCCUUUCCCCUUUCCCAUC